GCGGGGCACUUUGCGAUAGGAUGAGGCUCCUGGCUGGCGCGCGGUAGUACUAUGAUUUGGUAUGUGGCCACUUUGAUAGCAAGUGUGAUCAGCGCCCGAGGUCUUGCGGCUCAAGGUGCCCACGGCCUGCGAGAGGAGCCCGAGUUCGUGACCGCGAGGGCUGGCGAGUCCGUGGUCCUGCGAUGCGACGUGGUCCACCCGGUGACGGGGCAGCCCCCGCCCUAUGUCGUGGAGUGGUUCAAGUUCGGGGUGCCCAUCCCCAUCUUCAUCAAGUUCGGCUACUACCCGCCUCACGUGGACCCUGAAUAUGCAGGCCGUGCGAGCCUCCACGACAAGGCGUCCCUGCGGCUGGAGCAGGUGCGUGCCGAGGACCAGGGCUGGUACGAGUGCAAGGUGCUCCUGCUUGACCAGCAGUACGACACCUUCCACAACGGCAGCUGGGUGCAUCUCACCAUCCACGCUCCUCCCACCUUUACAGAAACACCCCCCCAGUACAUUGAGGCCAAGGAGGGCGGUAGCGUCACCAUGACCUGCACGGCUUUUGGGAAUCCCAAGCCCAUUGUCACCUGGCUGAAGGAGGGGACACUCCUAGGUGCUAGCAACAAGUACCAGGUGAGUGAGGGCAGCCUGACGGUGACGUCAGUCAGUCGGGAGGACAGAGGCGCCUACACCUGCCGCGCUUACAGCAUCCAGGGGGAGGCGGUGCACACCACCCACCUGCUCGUCCAAGGGCCUCCCUUCAUCGUCUCCCCUCCUGAGAACAUCACUGUCAACAUCUCCCAGGACGCGCUGCUCACCUGCCGGGCAGAGGCCUACCCCGGCAACCUCACCUACACCUGGUACUGGCAGGACGAGAACGUCUACUUCCAGAACGACCUGAAGCUGCGGGUGCGGAUCCUUAUCGACGGGACCCUGAUCAUCUUCCGGGUAAAGCCGGAGGACGCGGGGAAGUACACCUGCGUGCCCAGCAACAGCCUGGGGCGCUCGCCCUCGGCCUCGGCGUACCUCACCGUUCAGUACCCAGCCCGAGUCCUCAACAUGCCCCCUGUGAUCUACGUGCCCGUGGGGAUUCAUGGCUACAUCCGCUGCCCUGUGGAUGCAGAGCCGCCGGCCACCGUGGUCAAGUGGAACAAGGACGGCCGCCCUCUGCAGGUUGAGAAGAACCUGGGCUGGACUCUGAUGGAGGACGGCUCCAUCCGGAUCGAGGAGGCCACAGAGGAGGCUCUUGGCACUUACACCUGUGUGCCUUACAACACCCUGGGGACCAUGGGCCAGUCUGCCCCCGCGAGGCUUGUCCUGAAGGACCCCCCGUACUUCACGGUGCUACCGGGCUGGGAGUACAGGCAGGAGGCCGGCCGGGAGCUGCUCAUCCCCUGUGCCGCGGCUGGGGACCCCUUCCCCGUCAUCACCUGGAGAAAGGUAGGGAAGCCCAGCAGAAGCAAGCACAACGCCCUGCCCAGCGGGAGCCUGCAGUUCCGCGCCCUGAGCAAGGAGGACCACGGGGAGUGGGAGUGCGUCGCCACCAACGUGGUCACCAGCAUCACUGCCAGCACCCACCUGACCGUCAUCGGCACCAGCCCCCAUGCCCCGGGCAGUGUCCGGGUCCAGGUCUCCAUGACAACUGCCAAUGUGUCCUGGGAGCCAGGCUACGACGGAGGAUUUGAGCAGACAUUCUCUGUUUGGAUGAAGCGGGCACAGUUUGGGCCCCAUGACUGGCUGUCCCUGCCCGUGCCUCCAGGACCCAGCUGGCUGCUGGUGGAAGCCCUGGAGCCUGAGACAGCGUACCAGUUCAGUGUCCUGGCCCAGAACAAACUGGGCACCAGCGCCUUCAGUGAGGUGGUCACUGUGAACACUUUAGCAUUCCCUGUCACAACUCCAGAACCCCUGGUGCUGGUUACCCCACCGAGGUGCCUCACAGCCAACCGGACCCAGCAGGGCGUGCUCCUGUCCUGGCUCCCACCUGCCAACCAUAGCUUCCCCAUCGACCGCUACGUCCUGGAGUUCCGCGUCGGAGAGCGCUGGGAGACGCUGGACGACGGCAUUCCUGGCACCGACGGGGACUUCUUUGCCAGGGACCUGUCACAGGAUACGUGGUACGAGUUCCGGGUCCUGGCCGUCAUGCAGGAUCUGAUCAGCGAGCCCAGCAACAUUGCCGGCGUCUCCAGCACAGACAUCUUCCCGCAGCCGGACCUGACUGACGAGGGGCUGGCUCGACCAGUACUGGCUGGCAUUGUGGCCACCAUCUGCUUCCUGGCCGCAGCCAUCCUGUUCAGCACCCUGGCCGCCUGCUUUGUCAAUAAGCAGCGCAAGCGGAAGCUCAAGCGCAAGAAAGACCCUCCACUCUCCAUCACACACUGCAGGAAGAGCCUGGAGUCUCCCCUGUCCUCUGGCAAGGUCAGCCCUGAGAGCAUCCGCACUCUCCGUGCCCCAUCCGAGUCCUCCGAUGACCAGGGCCAGCCGGCGGCCAAGAGGAUGCUGAGCCCCUCGCGCGAGAAGGAGCUGUCCUUGUACAAGAAAACCAAGAGGGCCAUCAGCAGCAAGAAGUACAGUGUGGCCAAGGCGGAGGCCGAGGCAGAGGCCACCACGCCCAUCGAGCUCAUCAGCAGGGGCCCGGACGGCCGCUUCGUGAUGGACCCCUCUGAGGUGGAGCCCUCCGCCAAGGCGCGACGCAUCGAGGGCUUCCCCUUCGCUGAGGAGACCGACAUGUACCCCGAGUUCCGCCAGUCAGAUGAGGAGAACGAGGACCCGCUGGUGCCCGCGUCUGUGACCGCCCUCAAGUCCCAGCUGACCCCUCUGUCGUCCAGCCAGGAGUCCUACCUGCCACCACCAGCAUACAGCCCUCGGUUCCAGCCCCGUGGCCUGGAGGGCCCUGGCGGCCUGGAGAGCCGGCUGCAGGCCACCGGUCAAGCCCGACCGCCAGCCCCCCGGCCCUUCCAGCACGGCCAGUAUUAUGGGUACCUCAGCAGCAGCAGCCCGGGGGAGGUGGAGCCGCCUCCCUUCUACAUGCCGGAGGUGGGCAGCCCCCUGAGCUCCGUCAUGUCCUCGCCGCCCCUGCACGCCGAGGGGCCUUUCGGCCACCCCACCAUCCCCGAGGAGAAUGGAGAGAACGCUUCCAACAGCACACUGCCCUUGACUCAGACGCCCACGGGUGGGCGCUCCCCGGAGCCCUGGGGCCGGCCGGAGUUCCCCUUCGGGGGUCUGGAGACCCCGGCCAUGAUGUUCCCCCACCAGCUGCACCCUUGUGAAGUGGCCGAGAGCCUGCAGCCUGCGGCCGGCCUCCCACGAGGACUGCCGCCCGCCUCCCUGCAGGUGCCCGCGGCCUACCCAGGCAUCCUGUCUUUGGAGGCGCCCAAGGGCUGGGCUGGCAAAUCGCCGGGCAGAGGCCCCGCCCCAGUGCCCCCCACCGCCAAGUGGCAGGACAGGCCUGUGCAGCCUCUCGUGAGCCAAGGGCAGCUGAGACACACCAGCCAAGGCAUGGGCAUACCCGUGCUGCCUUACCCCGAGCCGGCCGAGCCGGGGGCGCACGGCGGCCCCAGCGCGCUGGGCCUGGACACCCGGUGGUACGAGCCCCAGCCCCGGCCCCGGCCCAGCCCCCGGCAGGCCAGGCGCACUGAGCCCAGUUUACAUCAAGUGGUGCUACAGCCCUCCCGGCUCUCGCCUCUGACCCAAAGCCCCAUUGGCUCCCGCACCGGCUCCCCUGAGCUGGCCGCGCGGGCCCGGCCCCGCCCCGGCCUUCUGCAGCAGGCCGAGAUGUCAGAGAUCACGCUGCAGCCGCCGGCCGCCGUCAGCUUCUCACGAAAGUCCACGCCAUCCACGGGCUCCCCAUCCCAGAGCAGCCGCAGCGGCAGCCCCAGCUUCCGGCCCACCGUGGGCUUCACCACUCUGGCCACAGCCUACCCCUCCCCUCCGCCGGGCCCCACGGGGCCUGCGGACAGCUUGGAUGUGUUUGGACAGACGCCUUCCCCUCGAAGGUUGGGGGAGGAGCUGCUCAGACCAGAGGCGCCCCCUCCGCCCUUACCGAGUUCAGGGACACAUCCGCCUGCACCCGGGAAUGCUGCUGCACCUGAGAGGCUGGAGGCUCUGAAAUACCAACGGAUAAAGAAGCCCAAAAAGUCAUCCAAGGGCUCCUCGAAGUCAAAGAAACGAUCCGAUGGUUCUGCCUCCCAGGCUCAGCACCUUCCAAACUCUCAGGUCCUGUGGCCCGACGAAGCUGUCUGCCUCCGGAGGAAGAAGAGACAUUCCCGGCCCGACCCCUUCGCCCGUCUGUCGGACUUGUGCCACCGCCAGCUCCCGGAAGACCAGAAGGCAAUACUCAGUAGCGUGGAGCACGAUGACCCCGGCCACGCCACUCUGCUGUGAUGUUGCCACUUAAGUGUCCCCUGAGCGAGGCUGCUGGUUGAGGGGCAAGGGUGGGC
This is a messenger RNA of Dama dama (fallow deer), 4415 nucleotides long. It is a transcript of the gene IGSF9B, whose product is annotated as immunoglobulin superfamily member 9B. Gene Ontology annotation, molecular function: protein binding. Bases 52 to 4359 code for a protein of 1435 amino acids. The transcript is spliced from 20 exons. The record is from RefSeq and is a predicted model, not a curated record. Gene Ontology annotation, biological process: cell-cell adhesion. Lineage: Eukaryota; Metazoa; Chordata; Mammalia; Artiodactyla; Cervidae.